Molecule: messenger RNA, 2948 nt
Organism: Pectinophora gossypiella (pink bollworm)
Lineage: Eukaryota; Metazoa; Arthropoda; Insecta; Lepidoptera; Gelechiidae
Product: coiled-coil domain-containing protein 170
Exons: 12
Coding region: 273-2582 (769 amino acids)
Source: RefSeq, a predicted model, not a curated record
GAAAUUAGAUUACCUCAUGACUCAAAUGAGGUACACGAGAGUAACAAAUCUUAAAACUUGAUGGGAUAACUGGUUUCAAAUUUCAGUUCGUUCUCUAAACUGUUCAGAUUUUGUAACUAGUGUUGUACUAGCAGAGUUCAACUCAUUCGUAAGUGAGAAAAUGCGAUCGAUUUGAUUGUUUACAUGCGGUGUACCUAGCAACGGUGUAAUACUACGCAGAAGGUGUCGACAGUAACUGAACUAACACGCGUAUCAAACAAAUUAAGUGCACAAUGGCAGACGAAAAAGGAAAAGACGAUAUAGAGGACUGGAAAAUUUACGAAGCCCUAUGCAGUAAAAGUCCCACUGAGAUGGAAGCGGAAGUUGGCAAUGACGUGGUCACCACGCUGAGAAGUGAUUUAGCUGGUCUCCAGUACAAACGCGAUAAGUUAAUAUCUGAAAACAGCGAUUUGAAAAACCAAAUGCUGUCCCGGGAUCAGAGGAUAUUAGAGCAGCAGGUGGAGAUAGACCACCUCCGCGAGCAGAAUGCCCGUCAGAAUGCCAUCAUAUCGUCCCUUAGGAAAAAGAUUCAAGACCUAGAAGACAUACAAAGAAAUUUACAAUCGUCGCAAGGGAGAACCGAGCUGACAGUACAAACGCUGCAGAGAGACAAUCGGUACUGUGAGGAGAAGAUAAAGGAUUAUGAGAAGAAGCUUCGUGCACUUGAAUUGGAAUGUCACAAUGAGGAGCAACAAAAAGAGAACGCUCGCUGUCAGUUCCACGACCUGGUGCGCCGGCUGUCCGCCGCGCUGGACGCUGAGUUCUGCGACUCCACGCACACACACUCCCCUGAAAGCCUCAUCAUCAAAGCGGCUGAACUCGUGCAAGAAAUUACCAGACUAAAAAAUAAAUGCAUGAACACGACAGAAAACUUAUCGACAAUAGAACAAGAACUCAGAAGCUGUAGAGACGCUCUCGAGAGAGCUAACACUGAUAAGGAUAUUUUACAAAGGCAACUAUCUACACAACUGCUCGACAUUGAAAGACUAAAGCAAGAAAAAGAAUCUUUGUGCGUACAAAACAGAGUACUCGAGCGCGAAAUACAUGAAUCCAGAGAAAAGUUAUCCCACUGUGCUAAAAAUUUGAAUGUAGUAACAGAUAACGUAACUCAAAACGAAUCCAUGAUUGUGCAACUAAAAGAGGACCUGCGGCACCGAGACGAAAAAUACCAGCGAUUGCAAACUGAAUUCCGCAACACCAUGGAGUCUAUUGCCAUCCUGCUCAGUCUCCCGACACGGUUCGUCGAAGCACAUGAGAGCACCAUAAAGGAUAGAAUACGAGAAAUUUUAAGCGAAAAUAAGGACAAAACUGUGCAAAUCGAAGCGCUACGCGACAAGCUAUCGCUGGAGAGUCAACAACUGUCUCGCACGGCCCACCUGCACGAUCAGAGCGCCACGCGCGCCAGGGUGCUGGAGGAUGAGCGAGCCAUGCUCGAGAACAAGCUGCACAAACUGGAGGCUGAACUCAACGCCGCGGAGCUGAGCCGCGAUUCUCUACGGAAGGACAAAGCCAAUUUUGUGGCAUUCCUGGAGCGUCUGAGCAGGACACUGAAUAUGGACGAGCUAACCCAGGACAUAGGGCUCGAGCUGCACACAGAGUCCAUCAUGCACCGAGCCGAGCAGCUGGCGCGACUAGAGAGCGAUAAAAUCGUCGAUAAGCUGCUAUAUUACGGAUACUAUGGCACCCUGCCGCGCCUGCGGAGAGAAAGAUCUUUCCAUGAUUUGCCUUAUCUUAAAGAAACGGCAGUGGUAUAUCAGCUUCAACGCCGCAUAAGGAUACUGAGAGAACAGCUCCAGAGGAAGGACUUACACUUAGAUCUGUUGCGACGAAAGCUAAGCGUACAGGAGGAAAGUUCCCGGGUGCGAGCAGUUUUGCAGGCGGAGAGGGACGAGGCGGUCACUCGCAGCAAGAAGCUUGCGCGCCAGUGCGACAAGCUGGCCGCGCAGCUCAGCGACGCGCGCGCGCAGGUGCGCGACCUCAACGCGCAGCUCGCAGACGCCGCCGAGUAUAAGAUAACAUCACUGGAAAGGGCGCGGAAAAUCGAAGAACUACAGAAGAAGCUGGAUGAGGCAGAAAUGUUGCGAGCGCGGUACAAUCGUAAAGUCUGCGUGUUGAAGGAGCAGGUACGCUCCACUGGGGAGACGUUCGAGCAGGAGAGGACUACCACGGAGCACCAGAUCAACAUCCUGCGUGACGACCUGGCGAGAACUAAGGAGGCCCUAGCCGAGUGUCAGAGGAGGGAAGCGCAGCUGCAAAGCUUCAGGAACUCGAUCGCGAAGCUGCUAGGCAUCCUGGUGCCGGCGUCUGUGUCCGACUUCGAGAUGGUGUCACGACUGCAGAAGCUAAUCGACGCGCAUCAUGACUUCACCACUGUCUCCCGUCGCUACGACGACCCUGCCUUACUGCGCGCGUCGUCCCGCUCGCCACCACCGUCGCGCUGCCGUACCAGGACUCCUGACAGGUCGCUGCGGUACGACGACUCGGGAUACGCGGACCCUGCCUUCGAGCUGGAUGACGACCUGUACAAGCACCGGGCCAUGUGACAGUCGCGACGGCGCGCGCGCUUCUAGAUUCGCCAGCCAUUAAUGGCUAACAUGCGUAAUGUGAUAAAAUUUUGUCACGGUAAUUUUAUCAAUUCUGACGAUAUAAUUAUGUUAUUUUGUCGAUUGGUGCUAAUAUGUGAACCCAAAUAAGUCAUGUUGUUCUGUCAAAAUACGAACGAAAUCACGUGACACGCAUGUUAGGGAAAAAAAAAACUUAUUGAUAUCGACAAAAUGUAUUUAAUCGAUCGAUAAUUUUAUCACGUUGCGCAUCUUAGCCCUGCAGGACGCCGGCUAUUUCUGUAUUUCCCGUGUAUCCAUAGCAUAACGAAUACUUUGUUGUGUUUCUGUAAUGUUUGGCUUAGAAAU